UCAUGUAGAAGUUUUCUAGAUAAUAAAAUGGAAUUUAGAGAUAAUUACGAACAUAAAGUGAAAGGAGUAUUAUAUUUUUCAAGAAAUUUACCUACUGAAGAAGCGGGUAAUCUAUAUCAACACUAUACAAAAGGUUGUAAAUGUUUAAGUGACUGCCUAUACGAAACUUGCCAAUGUUUAAUGGAAAGUGGAACUGCUUACGAAUAUACAAACAAACUCGACUUUGAACAAUACAAACUGAAAUAUAAUAAUUUAGAAUUACCAAGUUUCGAGUGUAAUACAAACUGUCUUUGUAAGCACACAAUUUGCGGAAACAAGUUAGUGCAAUUAGGACCGCGACAAAAUUUAGAAGUCAAAUUAUGCCCAAAUCUGAAUAAAGGUUAUGGGUUAUAUACGUCAAAAUUGAUAUAUACCGGUAAUUUUAUUUGUGAAUAUGCUGGAGAAGUUCUAACGGACACGGAAGCUAAAAGUAGAUACAAAACUUACACUAAAAAUAACCAACCAAACUACAUAUUCUGUUUGAAAGAAAGAUUCGGCGAUAAAUUAUUGAAGACGUUCAUAGAUCCGACUACUUAUGGUAAUAUCGGAAGAUACAUAAACCACAGUUGUAACCCAAACUGUAAUUUGAUAAUUAUUAGAGAAAAUAGCACCAUACCAAUUGUAGCGAUAUUCGCAGCGCGAAAUAUAGAACCCAACGAAGAAAUUACAUUCAAUUAUGGAGAAGAAACAAAUUCUGAAAGUGAUGAACCAAUUCCAAGGAAACCGUGUUAUUGUGAUGAAAUUAAUUGUAAGAAAUAUCUUCCAUAUGAACCAGAUUUACAAAAAAAUUAAUGUACACAUGUAAA
Diorhabda sublineata is the source of this 845-nucleotide messenger RNA. Its product is annotated as probable histone-lysine N-methyltransferase set-23. Bases 28 to 831 code for a protein of 267 amino acids. NCBI's taxonomy places the organism in Eukaryota, Metazoa, Arthropoda, Insecta, Coleoptera, Chrysomelidae. Gene Ontology annotation, molecular function: zinc ion binding; protein binding; histone methyltransferase activity. The record is from RefSeq and is a predicted model, not a curated record. The transcript has a single exon. Gene Ontology annotation, cellular component: nucleus.